CUGAGAGUGUGAUCAGAUCAUGUCGAGUAGUAGUGUGUCGUUGUGAAUAUUUGGAUUGAAUAUUUCAAUCAAUGGCAUGAUUGUCAUGUACUUCGAUAUUUCAAGGGGAAGUUAGUUUUGAUAGUACUUUGUUUCCCCUUUUUACCUCCCUCAAGUUCACAAAGAAGCGAUCAGCUUCUCCUUCGCGUAAUUGUAUUUUAUGGUACUGUAGUCUGAUUUCAGCAUGAUCAACGAAGCGAUAUCUGCAUCCGGACUCCGGGCUGAGCAUGCCCUCUAUGGCUUGAUCAUCUUUCAGAUUUCUUCGUUCACCAUCGCAUUCUUCAUCCUGGUGACUGGAGUCCUGGGUGCCGCACCAUACGGUCGCUAUGUGGAGCAUCAGUGGUGGGCAGGUCCCAAGGUACCCGCUCGGCUGUCCUGGCUUGUUCAGGAGUGUCCUGCUGUCCUCAUUCCAGUCAUCUACGUCCUGGCUUCCGGACACUGGUACGAUAUGUACGUCACCAAGCCCACAGCCAACUCGUGGCUCCUUCUCGCCGUCUGCAUUCACUACACAUACCGGUCAUUUAUAUUUCCAUUCCUGCUGCGCGGCAGCAAGCCGUCGUCUCUUCUCACCACGCACAUUGCCAUGGUCGUGUGCAGUGUGUCCGGUCUCAUACACGCGCUGGCGUUCGUCCAAGUGCUCGCCUACCCGCCGACCUGGACGUCCAGUCCGCAGUUCAUCAUCGGGCUCGUGCUCUUCUUCGCCGGGCUCCUGCUCAACAUACAUGCGGACGGCGUGCUGAGGAACUUACGAAAGCCCGGCGAGACUGGGUAUAAAAUCCCCAGAGGCGGCCUCUUCGAGUAUGUAUCCUGUGCCAACUACUUUGGUGAGAUUGUGGAGUGGAGUGGCCUGGCACUAGCUGGCUGUUCAGUGCCAUCGUCCGUCAUGGUUGUUAUCACUCUAUUGAACCUGGUGCCACGUGCCACCACACACCAUGCCUGGUACAAACAGAAGUUUGAAGAUUACCCGUCGGAGCGCGCCGCCAUCAUUCCCUUCAUCUUCUAACGUGACGGCAAGCAUGUCGACCGACCGUGCCGAGAUGCGUGCCCCUCUCGACUACAUGUACUUGUGUGCCAGGCCUGCUCGUGUCCCUUGUGCGGUCACUGUGUUUUUUACAGUCACUGUGCUGUAUGCAGUCACUGUGCUGUAUGCAGUCACUGUGCUGUAUGCAGUCACUGUGCUGUAUGCAGUCACUGUGCUGUAUGCAGUCACUGUGCUGUAUGCAGUCACUGUGCCGUAUGCAGUCACUGUGCCGUAUGCUGUCACUGUGCUGUAUGCAGUCCAUACGUCAUGUGCAGUCACUUUGUGGUAUGCAGUCACUGCGGCCUAUGGCAUGCUCCUACUGCUCACAGUCCAUACGUACAAUCAGUGACGGAGUCUGAGUCUUGACACGAACCACUCGUGCGGGUUGUUUGAAGUACACACAGCUGCAAGCAGCGUGCGUGACAGUUCUGCAGCCUGCCUUUCGUUUACCCAACCACGGGUCGUAGUUUUACUCUAUCUGCGCAGUUGCAGCAGGUCUCUCUCUCUCUCUCUCCCUCUCUCUCUCUCUCUCCCUCUCUCUAUCUAUCUAUCCAUCAAUGUAUGUAUGUAUCUAUCCCUCUCCGACGUCUAGACUUUAUCUAUGGCUAGCAUUAAUGGCAGGGCCAUCUCACAGUUACAGGCAAUGUUUUAGCUACCGGUAUCAUUUUAUUUUUCCAAACCAAAACUGUCCUUGACCCACCACACAUAAAUUAUACUAUUAUUAUCCGAAAAUUGUUCGUCUCGUGAAAAACAUUGAUGAUAUUUUACAAUUUAACCAGUAUCAUUAUUAGCCCCUUUAGCCUGCUUUGAUUACUCUCUGCACUGAUGUUUGCAAACAGGCAGUGCUCUGGUCUGCCAGCUUGUACACGCCUCCCAGAACUCUUUAGCACGUGUCUUGGUGCUUUCGUCAGGAAUUAGUGGGACGCUUUGCUUUUGUCAAGUGUUAUUGCCUUUUUAGAUUUGCUCCUGCAAAAUGUAUACCAAUAAUGUAUCGACAUUUGUGUAUACUUUAUUCGUGCACUGUCUAUCUUUUAACUUACACAGACAUGGACCGGGUGUCUGAGUGUUUUAUCUUCUGCUCAAUCUCCAGAUCUUGUCAUGUAAGCAUGAAGUUGCAAUAGCAAUGUCUAUCUGA
Messenger RNA from Sycon ciliatum, 2195 nucleotides. Its product is annotated as 3-oxo-5-alpha-steroid 4-dehydrogenase 1-like. Gene Ontology annotation, biological process: steroid metabolic process. The record is from RefSeq and is a predicted model, not a curated record. Lineage: Eukaryota; Metazoa; Porifera; Calcarea; Leucosolenida; Sycettidae. The transcript is spliced from 3 exons. Bases 224 to 1042 code for a protein of 272 amino acids. Gene Ontology annotation, cellular component: membrane. Gene Ontology annotation, molecular function: 3-oxo-5-alpha-steroid 4-dehydrogenase activity.